CAAUGUAAACAACAAGAUCCUCUUCAAUACAUUCCACAUUGUACAGGAGAGGAUGCAGACUAUCUCACUUUAUUUGCUGCUGCUGCUUUGGGCAGAAACAGCGAGCGGGCAGGUGGACUACGAGUUUCAAACAACGCCACCAGCGGUAUGGCCACCAUGGAGGCAAUGGGAAGGCAACCCUGAAUAUGCUUGGACAACACCAUCUCCACAAUGGUACGACAGGAAAGAAUCGGCAGACUACGAUACAAAAUGGGACUACAGGGGCAGUGAGAAAGAUACCGUGGUGGAAGGAACUCCAUCAUACUAUGAUUGGGACAGUGGAAAAGAGGAUUCAGAUUCAGGAUAUAACUUCACAACCCCAACUCCCUACUGGCGGAAACGUAAAUACAGAUACGGAUGGACGACCCCAGCUCCAUAUUGGCGCAAGCAGGGGUCUCGAUUUGGCUGGGGAACUGAAGCUCCAUACUGGCGUAGGCAGAGUUCCAGAUUUGGCUGGGGCCGGGCAACUGAAGCUCCCUACUGGCGCAGGAGAACCAGUUACGGAUGGACAACCCAAGCUCCAUUCUGGCGCAGACAGGGGUCUCGAUUUGGCUAUGCUACUGAAGCUCCAUACUGGCGUAGGCAAGGUUCCAGGUAUGGCUGGGCAACUGAAGCUCCAUACUGGCGCAGGCAAGGAUCCAGAUUUGGCUGGGCAACUGAAGCUCCAUACUGGCGUAGACAUGGUUCCAGAUUCGUCUGGGCAACUGAAGCUCCGUACUGGCGUAGGCAGGGUUCCAGAUAUGAUUGGCCAACUCCAACUCCAUCCUGGCGAAGAAGGUAUUACUGGGCAAGCCCAAGACCAACUCCUUACUGGCGCAGCCAGUAUGACUGGCCAACCACAGCUGAUCCAUCCAUCCAAGACCUGCCAGUCCCACAGAUAAAGGUGUACAAGCUGAUGGGAGAGCAUGAGGCCGAUGUCCUUGUGUCAUGCCAGCAAGGUGUUGGUUGGAGCAGCCGUUUUAGUCGUGGUCGGCUGCAGUUGAACGUGGUGAUGGGGGAGAGCAACUUCACGCUGUACCAGCCCGAGUUCAGCAGAGGGCUAGAGAACCUCUUCAAGCUCACCGUGUCAGCACCCGCCAUGUUCACUUGCGUGCAGACGCGUCGUUACGGCGGGAAACUUUUCAGCGACGUGUUUGUCUACAGUAAGCAGCACGCUGCAGGCGAUGAGGGAGGUUUCUCUGCGUCCUACAUGUCUCUGUCCUACCAGACCUUUGCCACAUUCCUGGGGUGUCUGCUUGUCCUCAUGGUCCUGGCGGUAGUCACGGUCACUCUCUUCAAGAUACACACAGUGAAGAAGAUGGACACCAAGACAUGUUAUGUCAAAGAUCCCAUGAUUCUUUAAGAAGAUUUUUUUUGCUAAGUAUUCCUUUCUAGAUACCAACUGACUAUAAUUUCUAUAAACUUUUGUAUUAACUUUUGUAUUAACAUUUCUACUAGCUAUAUUGCUGUAGCAUUAGAGAGCAUAGAAGUAGUAUCCCAAUUAUCUGCCUAAACUAGGAUUAAGGUUAACCCUCCUGUUAUCCUCAGAUUUAGGUUACAUCCGUGAUCCUUGGGGUCAUUUUGACCCCAGUCACUUAAAUGUCUACAAAAUCAGUGGAAGAAAAACUUUUGCUCCGGUUUAUGCCUCAGAUAUUUACUGUUGCUCUGUUGGGGACAUAAAAAGGCCCUUUAGAUAAGUCCUAGCACCCCCACACACAGCUCACACACCAAAAGAACUAAUCCACGACUAGGCGAAAAUGUGCAACAACUGGCCAACUGAAUGGGGUCAAAUAGACCCCAAGUAUAACAGGAGGGUUAAACAAAGGUUUUGUUACAUAUACAAUAUGCAAUUUUUUAAAUGCAAUGUAAUUUAAAGAAAAGAUUUGUCAUUUAUUUGGUAAUUUACAUAUGGUGUGGAUAACAAAAUCAAUAUUGUGAAAAUGCCUUUUUUGUGUAACCAAAAGGCCCAAACCGAUAGGCUACAUUUAGAAAAAAUAUCCAUAUACAUGUAAACAGCACAGUUCAUACAUUCCAGUCUUUACAGUCUCUCUAUGCAACAGCAUUUCUUUUCAUCCAUUAUAUUAUUACAUGACAUUAUACUUAGUUGACACAUUUUUAUCCAAAGCAACUUACAGUUAUUUAGAAGGUAUUGGUUACAGUCCCUGCAGCUAUGUGGGUCAAGGAGCACCUCAGUCAUUGAUGGAUGAAGGUGUAGGGAGAGGUAAGGGUGGUAUUCGAUCCUGCAACCCCCUGAUCUUAAGACCACCUCCCUAACCAUUAGGCUAUGGCCCCAUGAGUGAAUUGGUUUGUGUUCAUUACUAUGUAAUCAUGUAAAGCGGCAAGUUACUACCACUUGUUUAUGCCUGUGUGAAGCUGACAGAAUAUGUCUAUGAAUUAUGUACUGUACUGUACUAUAUAUGCCUGGUAAUGGUACCGCAGGAGUCAACUGAUGUAAAAGACUUUAAAAUGGGCCUACUUGUUAACAUCAAUUUGUGCCACAUACUGUGAGGAUGUUGUUGUUGAUAUGCUGAGUCUAUAUACUUACAGUGACGGGCUCUAUGUACAAUUGUGGCAAAAACGGGUAUUGCAGUCACAUUCAACAUACUGUGGUUUCCCCACAGCCUUGCACCCCCUCUAGAGGUAGGAGGUAAAACAAACAAAGCAGGGUGGGGAAUACUGUAACUUCUUUUACAGAAAUCGGAUUAUUCUGGCCAUAGUAGCCUAUUUUAUUUGGCACAAUCAGUACUUCACUUGAGCAACUUUGGUGACAUUUCUGGACCAUGUUAUGACUUCUUGCUGUAUUUUUUUAAAUAUAGGUCUUGACUUUCUUAUACCUACACAAGCUUAUUUUUAUACUGUAUGUUGAUUAUACACUCACCGGCCAUUUCAUCAGGAACACCUCUCUAGUGCUGGGUUGGACCCCCUUUUGCCUUCAGAACUGCCUAAACUGCCUGCAACAAUACUUGGAUAGGCUGUGGCAUUCCAACAAAGAUACAUUUGUACUUAUUGGCCCAAAUUGUGCUAAGAAAAUAUCUUCAUGCCGUCAUAUCCCCAGCCUGAAACGUUGAUGUAAGGCAGGGUUGACCCAUGUUUUCAUGUUGUUGACGCCACAUUCUGACCAUUCCACCUGAGUGUUGCAGUUGAUAUCAAGACUCAUCAGACCAGGCAACAUUUUUCCAAUCUUCUAGUGUUGUUUAUGGUGAGCCUGUCCAAAUUGUUGCCUCAUUUUCCUGUUCUUAGCUGACAGAAUUGGCACCAAAUGUGGUUUUCUGCUGCUAUAGCCCAUUUGCCUCAAGAUUUGAUGUCCUGUGUAAUAAGAGAUUCUCUUAUGCAUACCUCGGUUGUAAUGAGUGGUUAUUGGACUUAAUGUUGCCUUUGUAUCAGCUCAAAUCAGUCUGGUCAUUUUCCUCUAACCUCUACCAUCAACAAGGCAUUUUUGCCCACAGAAUCGCUGCUCACUGCAUUUUUUUUCUUUUUCGUACCAUUCUUUGUAAACCCUAGAGAUGGUUGUGUGUGAAUAUCCCAGUAGAUCAGUAUUUUCUGAAAUACUCAAAUCAAGCCCUUUCAGUUGGACAGCCAUGCCAUGUUCAAAGUCAUUUAAAUAACCUUUCAUCCCUAUUAUGAUGAUCAUCAGAUCAUCUCAACCAUGUCUACAUGCACAAAUGCAUGGAGUUGCCACCAUGUGAUUGGCUGAUCAGAAAUGUGCCUCAAUGAGCAGUUGUAACAGGUGUUCCUAAUGUAGUGGCCGGUGAGUGUAUGUACAAAUACUGAAAUGUCUGACCUUUUUUACUUACUGGCAAAGAAAUGAUUACAAUAAUAAAAAAAGAGCAGCAUGAUUAUACUCU
Engraulis encrasicolus (European anchovy) is the source of this 3863-nucleotide messenger RNA. RefSeq lists its product as uncharacterized. The coding region runs from base 53 to 1381 and encodes 442 amino acids. Lineage: Eukaryota; Metazoa; Chordata; Actinopteri; Clupeiformes; Engraulidae. The record is from RefSeq and is a predicted model, not a curated record. The transcript is spliced from 35 exons.